Molecule: messenger RNA, 867 nt
Organism: Lobosporangium transversale
Lineage: Eukaryota; Fungi; Mortierellomycota; Mortierellomycetes; Mortierellales; Mortierellaceae
Exons: 1
Coding region: 1-867 (288 amino acids)
Molecular function (GO): protein binding
Source: RefSeq, a predicted model, not a curated record
AUGUACUAUAAUAGCAAUGGCGUCCCACAAGACUACUCAAAGGCCUUUGACUGGUAUCUUAAAGCCGCCAAUCAAGGAAAUGUUGGUGCUCAGCACUAUGUAGGCCUCUUACAUUAUAAUGGCAAUGGGGUUCCACAAAAUUACACAAAAGCUUUUGACUGGUAUCUCAAGGCUGCCGACCAAAGGUAUGCUGAGGCCCAGAACUACCUGGGUUUCAUGUACCAACAUGGUGAAGGCGUCACACAAGACUAUUCAAAAGCCAUCGAGUGGUAUGCCAAGGCUGCUGGUCAAGGACAUGCCGCUGCUCAGUACAAUCUAGGCGUGGUGUACGAGGGCACGGGAGCUCAACAAGACUACUCCAAAGCCAUCGAGUGGUAUCUCAAGGCUGCCAAUGAGGGGCAUACUAGCGCUCAGGCCAAUCUAGGCAGGAUGUAUGGUAAUGGCAAUGGUGUCUCACAAGACUACACAAAAGCCUUGGAGUGGCAUCUCAAGGCUGCCAACAAAGGAAGAGCUAUUGCCCAAUGUAAUCUAGGCAACCUGUACUAUAGUGGUAAUGGGGUCUCACAAGACUAUGCAAAGGCCUUUGAGUGGUACCUCAAGGCAGCCAACCAAGGAGAAGUCGCUGCUCAAUCCAAUAUAGGCCUCAUGUACCAAAAUGGCAGUGGAGUUGCACAAGACCACACAAAGGCCUUUGAUUGGUAUCUCAAGGCUGCCAACAGAGGAAGUGCUGCUGCUCAACGCAAGGUUGCCUCGAUGUAUCGAGACGGCAAAGGAGUCUCUAAGAGCCUUGUAGAAGCAAUAAAGUGGUACCAAAAAGCCGCUGACCAAGGUGAUGUUGAUGCCCAGGGAAUAUUAGACAAGCUCUAG